Messenger RNA from Rotaria sp. Silwood1, 1626 nucleotides. Lineage: Eukaryota; Metazoa; Rotifera; Eurotatoria; Philodinida; Philodinidae. The record is from the annotation of a GenBank genome assembly.
AUGCAUAGUUUUCAAUUAUUUUUAUUUCUAUUUAUUAUUACUGCAGAAUGUUAUACUGUAGUAAAUUCAACAACACAAACGACAAUUCUUUUUAUUCCACUUGAUGAACGUUUUACAACAAGAUCCAUUGUAUUAAAUUUAGCUCGUCUUAUUGACAAUGAUUUUGUAUUAUUAACACCACCCAUAGAAUUAAUAAGUCAUUGGAAACAACCAGCAAAUACAAGUGUGCUUUUUCAUUGGAUACAUGAUCAAAUAAUAAAUUCAUGUUCAAGAUCUACAUCAUGUUCAUUAUUAAUAUCAACUGAACAACUUAUUUAUGGUGGUCUUAUUAAUAGUCGAAUAAGUAAUACAUCAUUAGAUGAAUUAAAUUCAAGACUUAAUAUAUUAGUUGGAUUUAAACGUGAAUUUGGCUCCAAACUUCAAAUUUAUCUUAGUUCUGUUAUCAUGCGUAUACCAGCAUAUAAUGGAGAUUUUGAAGAACCUAAUUAUUGGGCUACAUAUGGUCGUCUUAUUUAUUUAUGGUCAUUUUAUACAGAUCGAUAUGCUGUACUUCAUAAUCCAGCUGAUGAAGAACAAGUUCAGAUUUUAGAAAAACAAAUACCAUCGAAUAUUCUUAAUGAAUUCAUCUGGCGACGUGCAAGAAAUUAUAAUUUAACUUACACACUUUUACAUGAUUAUACUAAACUCUAUUUUGAACGUAUUUGGUUAACACUUGACGAUAAUGCUGAAUACGGAUUAAACAAAGCUGAAGAAAGACAAUUAAUCAAAUUAAUUAAUGAUCCUUCAGUAAACAUAAGUUCAAAAGUAAAUAUUUAUCCUGGUGCUGAUGAAGUUAGUUUAGCAAUACUUAGUCAACUAGUUGUUAAUAAUAAACAACAACAAUCAUCAAUACCAACAAUUACUGUACGUUAUAGAAAUGUAACAACAAAAAAUUAUAUACCAAAUUAUGAAGGAGCACCACUUAAUGAAAGUAUACUUAAACAAAUAACAGCCGUCGGUGGACAUUAUAUCGAAUUUGAUAAUGAAACAUCUGCUGAUAUUCUUGUUCUUGUUAAUAAUUGGUCAACUGAUAUGCAACAAGAAGCAACUCAAGUACAAACGUGUGAAGAUUAUUCUACAUUAGAAAUUCAAACAAAUACAUCUAUUAUUGUUUAUGCUGAUGUACGUUAUAGUAACGGUGGUGAUAUUUGUUUUUCACAAUGGAUAUUAAACCGUACACUAUUUGGUACAUAUGCUUAUGCUGGAUGGAAUACUAAUGGUAAUACAUUAGGUACAUGUUUAAGUAAUGGUGUUUUACUGAAAUAUUAUUUGAAUUCGACUUUGAAUAAUCAAUUAAUAAAUAGAGUAUUAAAAGAAAAUCGUCGUUUUACAUUAUAUCGUUUCAUUGAAGAUGUUCAUUAUCAAGCUUAUCUACGUCAACUUCUUCUAGGAUAUCUUACUUAUAUAUCAUUGGAUCCACCAGAUAAACUUAAUAAUGAUCCUAACUUCUAUGAAACAUUUAUUCAAAAAGGUUUUAUAUCAUAUGAAAAUAAGAUAACUAAUGAAUUUAAUGUUAAUAAUGUUUAUUAUCCAUGGAAUCGAACAUUUGAAAUUGGUUUUCAAUUAACAGAUAAUGAAUCAUUUUAA